AUGCAGCCCCCAGGAGUACCGUUUGCUUGGCUCACGCUGCCCCUGCUUGUCCAGGCGACCCCCGAUGGCUCUUGGUGCUAUGAUUCCCAGAAUCCCCAAUGUGGCCCCUCACAUUGGAAGGAUGUAGCCCCCACCUGUGGGGGCUCAGCUCAAUCACCCAUCGACAUUGACCGGCGCCAAGUGAAGCUGGAUCGGGGCCUGGGCCCUUUUAUAUUUGAAGGAUAUGACUCAGCACCCCCAGGUCCCUGGAAGCUCCUGAAUGACGGACAUACUGUGAAGCUGAAUCUGGAGAGGGUCGGAGGCCAAGAACAGGAUCACCUGUGCAUCCAGGGAGGGGGCCUGCCUCACAUCUACUGUGCCCUGCAGCUUCACUUCCACUGGGGCAGCCCCACAGGCAAUGGCUCUGAACACACUCUGGAUGGGCAGCGUCAGCCUAUGGAGAUGCACAUGGUCCAUAUGAACACCCUCUACCGGAGUCUGGACGAGGCCCGGGGUCAUCCUGGUGGCUUGGCUGUGUUAGCCUUCCUGUUCAAGGUGCAGAGUGAGGACAAUGCCAACUACAACACCAUUGUGUCUGGGCUGAGGAACAUUUCUCACCAGGGGGAGUCUGUGGAAUUGGCAUCCACCUUCCGCCUGGACAAGCUGCUGCCUGGCCGUGCCCUUCUCUCCCGCUACUACCGCUACCCCGGGUCUCUGACCACACCAGCUUGUGAUGAGGUUGUCCUCUGGACUAUCUUUGAGGAGCCUGUCCCCAUUGGCAGGGCUCAGCUGGCCCAGUUCGUGUCCACCCUUCAGGCCAGUCCCCCAGAUGCUCAAGCCAUCAGCAUGAUCAACAACUUUCGUCCAACUCAGCCGAUUGGGGCCCGAAGGGUCUUGGCCUCCCCGGAUGCCACGGUCAGCAGUGCCCCACCCUUCCCCCUCCGCAUGGAGAUGUGGGCCCUGCUCUGCCUGCUCCUCAGCAUGGGGGGUGGGCCUGGCUUGGGAGGAGUGCUUUGA
This is a messenger RNA of Trichosurus vulpecula (common brushtail), 996 nucleotides long. RefSeq names its product carbonic anhydrase 15-like. The record is from RefSeq and is a predicted model, not a curated record. Gene Ontology annotation, molecular function: carbonate dehydratase activity; zinc ion binding. The transcript has 8 exons. Bases 1 to 996 code for a protein of 331 amino acids. Gene Ontology annotation, cellular component: plasma membrane. Lineage: Eukaryota; Metazoa; Chordata; Mammalia; Diprotodontia; Phalangeridae.